CUGUGUGUGCUACAGACACUGGCAUUUAACAGUGCUCAUCUCUAGAACUGCUUGAACUGAAACUGAAUAUUUUUUCUCAUUCAUUCUCAAAUAGGCAAAGCUGUUAAAAUUGCUUAAGCAGUGAUUUCUUAGUCAUAUCUGCCAUACCUUUGCAGUCUGUAUGUUCUUUUGUUGCCCUUUUCCCCCCACUGACUAAGCAAGAUUGGUCUGGGAUAAUGUAUCUCUGUCUGUAGCACAGUAUUGCUGUAGCACAACAGUAGGGCUUUAUGGCGUGACCUACUUUUCAUGCAUAGUCAGUUAAAUUCAUGAAAGGUAUCGUUUUGCCCCUUGUACAGUCACUAAAAUGUUACGUUUUUUAUAAGGAUGUACCAAAGAGCUUUCUGGCAUGUGUUUGCUCAGAGCAGUUACAUUGACACCAACAGGAGUGUUUGAAUAUUGAUUUUCAUCAUAAUGAAACUCAUUUUAAUGAGAUCAGUUACUGUUUCUAAAAUGGCAGGUAAAGGGCAAAGAUAGAUGGAGAAUCCAUGACUUCUGUUUUUUUUAAAUUUCUGAUAAAUCUUUUGUCUGUUAACAUAGCUAGAAUAUUGUCUCUGUGAUAGGUCUUCAUGAUUUGCUUAGAGACCAUUUCAACAACAAAGCAUACUCUCAACCUCAGAAUAUGGAUAGGUCUCAAUGAAAUAAGUUAGCUAUAGGCAAGAGUGGUUACAGACCUUUUUAUUCCUCAAACGAGUAAGGUAAUUCAAUUCUGCACUGCACAGUUCUCUGCAAGAAACACUGACUUUGAUGGCCUGUCUUGCAGAUUGCCAGUUUAGUGAGUACAAGAUCAGUGUGAUGCUGUCAUUGGUUUGUGUUGCACACUGGCUAAGGUAAAGGUCUUGUGUGGAGCUCUUGAGGAAAAAUCCAUCAUCUGUCAAAGGUGAUGUACUUGUCAAAGAUGAUGUACCUGUCAGAGAAGACCUGGAGCGUUAUACAACAGCAGUUCUCCUUUUAUUGAGAUAGGUACAAUGUUUUGAAGAGGGAGAUGACAUCUGAACCUCUCCUGAUUGUGUCUGAUGUUUCUAAAACUUCACUUCUUUCUCUGAAGUGUAAAUUCUAAUACUGCUUUUACCAGCCUUUGUUUUUCAGAAGUUCAUUAUACUGCUCAAAUAGACAUCAUCCAUUUUUUUCCGCUUCAGCUAUUCCUUAGUUAUGCCUGAAAGGAAUGUUUAAACAGCAAAUUUCUCUAUAACUGGCUGAUCUGCAGGAAUCAAAUCUCUUUCAAGAUGGGACUCGGCCAGGGCAGCUCACUACUGACAGCUGCUGGUGAACAGGAGAGCUGCCUGGAGACCUCCCCAAACUGCAGGCAAGCUUCAACUGAGAAAAAGAGCGAACAGGCAGAAGACAGGCAGAAGAAGCGACUGAAUAGGCCAAGUAUCCUUUCGAUUUUAGUGAGGUGCCACUUUGUGGCUCUUUUGCUUUACAUGGGCCAGUUCUGAGGUCUGGGUGAGCUGGGUGCAAUUCUGUGAAUCAGAACUGGCGUUGAGUGCACCUUCGUGGAGGGAGUACCCUAAAAAACACACAGUCAGAAGGUGGCUCUAAAGAAAAGCAAGGAAAAUAAAAAGGACUUUUCUCAGGCAUGCUUCUUUUGGGGAGACUGAGGUAACGCACAACAGUUUUAAGGGUGAUUAAGGGGCUAGGUAUGACUUCAGGAUACAGACUUCAAAGGCAUCAUCUACAGUUUGGAACUAAGCAGCAAGUAGUAACGAUGAGCUGGAAGGAAUAAUUGCAAUCCCAAUAACUGCUUUUAGAAUUAACUGUAAUCUCCAAUGACAUGUAGAGCAGUUACCCAACAGUUGUCAUGGCCUGCGAGUUGUCAAAGGUCUGGAAAUCCAGCUGGAUUCUUUCUUUCUCCUAAAUCAAGGAAACAUGGAGGUUAGAGUAGCAGCUAUGAACAAUUAAUCCAAACAGAGAAAUUGUAUGUGAGGGCUGCAGCUCUCUUGGCUGUAUAUCUGCUUCCCUUGAUAGCAUCUCUAAACAUUUGCAGAGGCUGUAGAGACUCCUCCAUCACUUCCCUUUGGUAAUCAUCUAAUAAGCUAACAGCCAGCAUGUUUCCCUUUGGAAAGGAGUGCCUCCUGGAAUGGCAGAUGCUAAACACUAGAGUUGGCCCCUGCUGGCACUGUCCUUUUCCCACAUACCUGGUUCAUCAAGGAGAGCCCAGAGGGUUUACCUUUAAAUCUAGAUGUUAUAGUUCUACAUGCUGGAUGUAGCAUAAUAAAGUCCAGGCUACCUGGUGGAAUAAUCUAGGAGUUGUCUCUAUUGGAUUUCUUCCACUGCUGUUUGUUAUUCCUUCCUCCCUUUUUUACAUCUCUUUUGGCAAUGUGUCUGUAAGCUUCUCUCCCACCUUCAAAUCAAGGUCCCCAACCUGUUGCUAGGACUCCAGACUCCCUUUUUGUUUGUGUUUUAAGUAGCUGGGAGAAGUGCUUGGUUUCUUACUGUGCUGCUGUCAAGAGACACCAGCCCAGGAUUUUCAGUCGGUACAUUCACCUAAGUGCUUCCAAUUUUGCUUCAAUGAGAAAUGGGAUUCUCUGCUUUAACACCUUCUGAUUAGGUUUACAUGGGGCAGUUCUCAUGCUGUCCCAUCAGUCCCUGGCUUGCUGAGGAGCUGAAUCCCAACCUUUUCUCACCCACUUCCCCCAAACCCCACACUAUCAAAUUUCUUAGGUAUUUCUCACUAUUAUUCCUUUAGCAUGAGCAGUGAAAUAAUCAAAAGUUCUUGCAUGUGUCUACUAGAGGCGUAUGUUUGUCCCUGAAGUCUUCCCCAGCUCAAAUGAAGGAAGUUCAAAGGAGAUAAGAUCUUGAAUAGCAUCAGAAAUAGCAUAUUGAUUAUCUCUGGUAUGUGUGGAAAGUUUGCAGCAAGAGUACAUGAGUGUUAUCUGCAUAAAUACCUUUAAAUAUAUUUAAAGCCUGUCUCUUAGGAAGCCACUGGAUGGCAGGCACUUUGCUGUGUGCCUGUGUGCAUGACUGCCUUGAAAAAAAACUCAUAGUCAUUUGUGAUCCAAGCUCCUUAGGAGACUGACGUUUGUGAGAGAGGCAAGGAUGCAUUUAAUUGCAUCUGAACUUCACAAUCUGGCCUGAGCCAAGUCAAGGUCACUCCACCUGCACAGUAUUCCCAGUCCAUUAGUAAACUAGUUUGAAAUGUAAUGGGAGGGAGGUAUAGAGCCAAGGAAAUGUUUAACUUGAUUAUGCUCAUCAGAGCAACAAUCUAUUCACACAGAAGCACCCAAAGUGCUAGUGAUGUGCUAUUUUUUAAGGCUGUCCUGCCUGUGAGUUAUUAAAUGCUGUAAGUUAUUUAUAAUCAUCAUUUGUAAUAAAUAUCACAGGCAGUGAUGAACAUUUAACUUUUUAAUAACUUACAAAAGUGUUUGUCAUGUGGGAUAGUUAAUGUAUCUGUAGUUUUUGAGUGUGUGUCCUUCAGUUUAAUGGUUUAUGGAUCUAAAAUUACCUUGGAUUUUUCUUUCCAGCAGAAUUCAAGGUUACCAUAUUUCCAGGGCUAGCUGGCAUGUUGGAGUUCUGCAGGCAAAACAAGAACUGCAACGAUGUUGCAGAAGACCAUGAGCUCUCUCAAAACCAUAUGCUGGGAGGAUUUGGGAAACCCUGAUGUUUUCCGAUGACAAUGUCGAUUUCUAGCAGCACUAAAACACACCAUGAGGAAUGAAUUUGCUUAUGGGAGAUGCAUAAACCUCUUGCAGUCACCUAUUCUAGCAUGCAAAAAAAAGUGGCGGCCUGCUUUGUGACUUUGUUACUACAAGUGGCUGGUCAGCAAGUCCACCAGAGUGGUUCUGCUGGUCUCAGCAACGCUGCAUGACAUACGCUGCAGUUUGGGCUCAUGUCCAAAGGCCCUGUGGUAGGGGUUCUCACCUGUACCCGCAGCUGGGUGCCUUGGCUCUGCCAGUAACCAAUGGGAUGCUGGAACAGCACUCAGAGCGCUGGCAGGGAGCAAAUUGCUGGUGCUGGAGGAAUGAGACUGAUGGCAGCUGAGCGAGUCUUAUUUGUAAAACAGACCUGAAAGGUGCCCCGUCCUGGUGUGGCAGGAGGCCGAGUCCUUGGACUUCUUCAGCCCCAUUUUACUGUUACGGAUACUACUGGUAGCCUCCUUCACCAGGACACCUGUCUGAAGUGGUUGAGCUCAAUGUCUACCUUGGCAGGGGCCCAAGCACACAGGGUUCAUGUCCAGACCUGGUAUCUCACAGUGUGUGGUCAGAUGACUCAAAGGUCUCCUAGGUCCUUCUGCCUUUACAAUGGGCCAUAGGCACCUUUUCCCAAUGGCCUUUGUAUAUAGUUGGUCCCUGCUACUUAAAAGUAUUUUAAAAUGGCAGCCCCCUCAGAGAAGCUCAUAUGCAGCAGUGAGGUUUGGGCACAAAGGUAAGUGAAAAGAGACUGGGCCAUUUCACAGUCUCACACACCCAGGGCACGUGGAGGGAGGGUGGUAUUCCUGGAGCCUCAAACUUGAGCGUUGUACUCAGGCCUGGAGCAGGCGGGGGACCUGCAUGCCUGAUGGGGACUGUUUCAGGGCUGGUUGGGGUGAGCACCAGGGUGCAAGUGAUGGAAUGCCCAAGAACAUGUUUAGGGCAAGGGACACUGGGAAUAAAACCCAGCUCUGACAGCUACUACAGCUUAGUCUCAAUGGUGUGGGAACCCCAUCGCUGUGCUUUCAAAUCCAAGCUGGUGCCUCACACACACAAAUGCCACCCCCAGGGAAGAGAGCCCUGUGGGUAAAGAGUUUCGCAUUCCCAAAACCAAGCUGCAGCCCCAGUGUUAUUUCCUCCCUGUGUCAAGUCAGCAUGUGAGCUGACAAAAAUUCCUGGGCUCACAUCCUUCCCAGAAAUGCCAAUCAAAACUCAAGCAGCUAUUCACCCGAAGUACCAAUUUUAUAGUUCCGUGUGUCUAUAAUCUAUUUACCAGCAUUCCUACUUCAGUAUGUGCCUGUUAAUAAGAUUAGUAAUUAAAAAGCUUGAUAGGAAUUGGCAAACAUAGCUCCUCCGCCUUUCCCUCCCCUUCAAGCCGGGCUGGCGUGGAGUGUGAGGCAGGGCUGGCAGAGCACCUGAAAGAGUGAAGGCAGGAAGGCUCCACACCGGCAAUGGAGAAAUCCCGGCCACUAUGGGACAAUUCUCUGCAGUUCAUUUUCGCCUGCAUUUCCUAUGCUGUGGGGCUGGGCAACGUGUGGAGGUUUCCAUACUUAUGUCAGAUGUACGGAGGAGGUGGCUUUUUGAUUCCGUAUUUUAUCAUGCUGAUCGCCGAGGGGAUGCCGCUGCUCUACCUGGAGCUGGCCGUGGGGCAGCGCAUGCGUCAGGGAAGCAUCGGCGCCUGGAAAAUAAUCAGUCCCUACCUCUGCGGCGUUGGUAUUGCCAGCGUCGUUGUCUCCUUCUUCCUCUCCAUGUACUACAAUGUGAUAAACGCCUGGGCCUUCUGGUACCUCUUCCACUCCUUCCAGGACCCCCUGCCAUGGGCCACCUGCCCCCUGAACACCAACCACACAGGCUACGAGGAGGAGUGUGAGAAGACGUCGUCCACCCAGUACUUCUGGUACCGGCAGACCCUGAACAUCUCCCCAUCGCUGGAGACCAGCGGCAGCAUCCAGUGGGAGCAGGCACUCUGCCUGACGCUGGCCUGGCUGGUGGUCUAUCUCUGCAUCCUCCGUGGCACUGAGUCCACCGGCAAGGUCGUGUAUGUAACAGCCUCUUUGCCAUACUGCGUUCUCAUUGUAUACCUCAUCAGAGGAUUAACACUUCACGGAGCUGUGAACGGGCUCGUCUACAUGUUCACACCAAAGCUGGAGCAGCUGUCAAACCCCAAGACGUGGAUCAGCGCCGCCACACAGAUCUUCUUCUCUCUGGGCCUGGGCUUCGGCAGCCUCAUCGCCUACGCCAGCUACAACGAUGCCAGCAACAACUGCGAGAGGCACGCCAUCAUCGUCUCGCUGAUCAACAGCGCCACGUCCAUCUUUGCCAGCGUCGUGACUUUCUCCAUCUACGGCUUCAAGGCAACAUUUAACUACGAAAGCUGUAUAAACAAGGUGAUCCUGCUGCUGAUGAACGCUUUUGACCUGGAGGAAGGCUCUUUAACAGCGGACAACCUCAACGAGAUGAAAGACUACCUCAUGGCCACCCACCCACAGGAAUACGCCCAGUUAUCACCACAGGUUAAGAACUGCAGCUUGGAAGCCGAGCUCGACACGGCUGUCCAGGGGACAGGACUGGCAUUUAUAGUCUACUCUGAAGCAAUCAAAAACAUGGAGGUGCCUCAGCUGUACUCGGUGCUCUACUUCAUCAUGCUGCUGAUGCUGGGCAUUGGCAGCAUGCUGGGAAACACCGCUGCCAUCCUCACGCCGCUGACCGACAGCAGGGUCAUCGCUGCCCGUUUCCCCAAGGAGGUGAUCUCAGGUGCUGUGUGUUUCAUUAACUGUGUCAUCGGCCUGAUCUUCACCACGGAGGCUGGAAAUUACUGGUUUGACAUAUUCAACGACUAUGCAGCCACCCUCUCGCUGCUGCUCAUCGUGCUGGUAGAAACCAUUGCCGUGUGUUACAUCUAUGGGAUAAGAAGAUUCGAGAAAGAUCUUCACACCAUGAUUGGACACAAGCCAAACUGGUAUUGGAAAAUUAUGUGGGCUUUUGCUAGUCCUUUGCUAAUUAUAAGCCUAUUUCUAUUUUAUCUCACCGACUAUAUCCUCACAGGAACGCUGCAAUACCAAGCAUGGGACGCCACACAGGGGCAGCUGGUGACAAAGGAUUACCCUGGCUAUGCCCGCGCCGUGAUCGGGCUGCUGGUGGCAGCAUCCACCAUGUGCAUCCCCCUGGGGGCACUAGUGACUUUUGUGAGGAAGAGACUGAAGAGGGAAAGUGUUUCAACCGUGGCAUGAAAAUGAAAAAUCCGACAGCUGGAUUUGGGAAGAUCUUGCCCCCAUCAUCAGUGACUGGGUGCUUCUGGAAAACAGCAAGCAACCAUUAUUUGUAGCAGCUACUUAUAGAGUUGAGCAUCGUGGGUGCUAUAUUGACCAAAAAGUGCUCUGAGGAGGUUCCACAAUGGUUUGGAGAAAAAAAAAGCUCUUCUGUAAAAAGAUGAAGCUUUGCUAUGGCCGCUGUAAGAGGGGAAGAAACAGAACUGCAGCUCACAGAACACUAGCUAGCAAAAAUUAACCUGCAUCUCAACCCAUCACACAUUAGGUGAUUCUUUCCCACUCCGUUAUAGCACUGCCUAUGUGGAAACAUCAGCCACCAAAUACAUUCCUGCUCCAAAAGUACUGGCAAGUAGCCUCGCCAUUCAAGAAAGCCAUGCACAGUAUUUGAAAUGACAUCUGUAUUUCAUCAACAGAUGAAACGGUUGAAGUCUUGAAAUGUGAAUGUGAUAAUCCCUUUUCUACAAGGGAAAAAGUCAGCAGGACAGCAUGCAAGAUAAACGUGGCCAACACUGCUGCUUUCGUAUUUGUGUCCAGCAAAGCAGUUUAUAUAUACUUAUAUGAGCUGCAAAGUUCUCUUAUCUCCAGUAGACAUAAACUUCCAGUUCUGGUAUGUAAUUUUGCACUGUGCUGUACUUUGUGUUUUCUAGGGAUGCACUUUAAGUAAACUACAAGAAGUCAGUGAUAAAGCCGCUUUGCAAGCCCCACCCAAAUGAAAGUGUGCCAUGAAAUCAGCUUUGACAAAGUUCAUAUCCAGGUAUACUUUAAUGUAACAACCCAGGACUUCCACAGAACUGGUUAAUUUCCCUCUGUGAACGUUGUAUAAAGAAAGCAAUAUGUUUAAAUUGUAUGCUUUGUGUAAUAGAAAACAGUAAAACUAUAUCUAAGAACUUUAAA
Messenger RNA from Columba livia (rock pigeon), 7828 nucleotides. RefSeq names its product solute carrier family 6 member 20 (gene SLC6A20). Gene Ontology annotation, molecular function: L-proline transmembrane transporter activity. Lineage: Eukaryota; Metazoa; Chordata; Aves; Columbiformes; Columbidae. Gene Ontology annotation, biological process: sodium ion transmembrane transport. Bases 5117 to 6895 code for a protein of 592 amino acids. Gene Ontology annotation, cellular component: plasma membrane. The transcript has 12 exons. The record is from RefSeq and is a predicted model, not a curated record.